AUGGAAGACAUAUCUGCACGAGCUGUAUCAACAGGGUUAGAGAAAACAGGAGUGUUUGUAGGUGAGAUAGAGGGAGACAUACCUGUUGUGACUGGAGCAGCAGUAUCCAAUGGAAUAUCCUCCAAGAUGAGAACUGAGGUUAUUAGGAGGCCUGGAACCAGAGGGUUUAUUGGAGGAGAAUGGUUUGUUGGAUCUUUUGUGGUGGUACUUGGGUUUGGUUUUCUGAGUGAAGAAGGCUAUGUUGGUAUUAUCUGGUGGUAUUGCUUUGUGUUGGGUUUCUAG
Ilex paraguariensis (yerba mate) is the source of this 282-nucleotide messenger RNA. The record is from the annotation of a GenBank genome assembly. Lineage: Eukaryota; Viridiplantae; Streptophyta; Magnoliopsida; Aquifoliales; Aquifoliaceae.